Caenorhabditis bovis is the source of this 834-nucleotide messenger RNA. The record is from the annotation of a GenBank genome assembly. Lineage: Eukaryota; Metazoa; Nematoda; Chromadorea; Rhabditida; Rhabditidae.
AUGUCGUCCGUCAGCCGAACUUCCCUUCUUCUCGCCCGUCAAGCAACGUUGGCCACUCGCCAAAUUUCAUCGAAGCCAAGAGUGCUUCCAGAGGGACAGGUACCUCCACCAGUCAAUCAACUCUCUGAACAAGAGAACUCGGUCGUCUCAACUGUCCGUCGUUUCGCCACCAAUGUGAUCAAGCCGCUGGUCCGUGAAAUGGACGAAAAAUCCCAAAUGCAUCAAUCGGUGAUCACAGGAACAUUUGAGAAUGGGCUCAUGGGAAUCGAGAUUGAGGAGAAGUACGGCGGACCAGGAAGCGGUUUCUUCGAGGCGAUUCUUGUCAUCGAAGAGCUCGCCAAAGUCGAUCCGUCGGUUUCGGUGUUCGUCGACGUGCAGAACACACUUGUCGCUCCACUCAUCAUCUCAUUGGGAACCGAAGAGCAGAAGCAGAAAUACUUGACGAAAAUUGUCACCGAUGCCGUUGGAUCGUUCUGUCUUUCUGAAGCCGGCUCAGGAUCCGACGCGUUUGCAUUGAAGACCACCGCCAAGCAAGACGGCGACGAUUUUCUCAUCUCUGGAUCGAAAAUGUGGAUCACCAAUGCUGGUCACGCCAAGUUCUUCCUUGUGUUUGCCAAUGUGGAUAUGAGCCAAGGAUACAAAGGAAUCACAUGCUUCCUUGUCGAUCGCGAUCAAGCUGGAGUAACCGUCGGAAAGAAGGAAGACAAGCUCGGAAUUCGUGCUUCUUCAACGUGCCCAGUGCAUUUUGACAACGUUCGCGUGCACAAAUCAGCAAUUCUCGGCGAAUUCAAGAAAGGCAAGUUAAAACAUUCAUAUUAUUUACAUCGAAGUUAG